Molecule: messenger RNA, 5318 nt
Organism: Ylistrum balloti
Lineage: Eukaryota; Metazoa; Mollusca; Bivalvia; Pectinida; Pectinidae
Exons: 2
Coding region: 65-1654 (529 amino acids)
Biological process (GO): phosphatidylinositol phosphate biosynthetic process; intracellular signal transduction
Cellular component (GO): phosphatidylinositol 3-kinase complex
Molecular function (GO): 1-phosphatidylinositol-3-kinase regulator activity
Source: RefSeq, a predicted model, not a curated record
UUACAUGGGAAGGACGUCGUUUAAGGAAUUUUGAUGAGGAAAAAGACUCAAAUAUAUAAGCAUCAUGCCUUCAGAUGACGAUACUGAUAAAAUAGUGAAAGAGGAAUUGAGUUUGGAUGAGUCAGAUAUUCCACACAACAGGACAAUGGUUCAGGGCUGUACUGAGAAAUCAGGGGAAGGAAACUCUGCCAACAAGCGUAGUCCAAAGUCAAUGUUCUCUAUCAAUAAUCUUACCCAUCAUAGAAUGCACAGAUCUGCUGUUCGACCAUUCUUCUGCUGUGGUAGCCAAAUAUCACUUAACAGCAUCACAGACUUUGUUGACCAAGCUUGUGAAAAAGAAGAUAGUGUUUUGACAGACCUGUCAGAUUCAGAUGAAAUGGUAGAUUUAAUGUCAGACAUGAGUGUUGAAAGGAACUUGUCAAAAAAAUCUUCAACAAGACGUAUUUCAAAUUCAAGAAGGAAAAAAUGUGAUAUGCAAGACAAAAAUAUGAGAAAAAAGUUUUGGACAAUUAAAUUCAGAGGAAAAUUAAUAUCGAAAAGCUCAAGGUUAAAUACCACUGACCAGGAAUUAGUGCAAGGGGCCAAAUCCAAUGAAAGUAUCAUGUGUACCUCAUAUAGGAGGACUUUAGAGAGUUCAAAAGGGGAGAUCACUUUCGAAGAGAUAGAACCAUCAUCUGCAGACACUUUAAGUUUGUCAGAAGAUGAUUACAGAUCAGGUAGUCAUGUUGGUGGAGCUGAAGGUGGUUUCAUUCCAGAAAGUCUUAUAACAGAGAAUCUUGUAUCUGAGGGACUGAUGUCUGAUACAAGCCGGGUCCCCCGUGGCAGAACUCAAAGGUUCAGUGCCCCAGACCUGCAACGGACCACCUCUGAAGUAUUUGUGAUGUUUAGGCCCCUAAACUCUAUCAACUUUGAUGAAUUGUACCCAACAGAGGAUGUGGAUGAGAGAAGGAUUGCUGAGAGAGCGAGGGAAAUGAAGGAGGGGAUAGAACUGAGGCAAAACAUCUUGGUCCCACAGUUUUCUGCGAGUGAGGGAAGUGGGAGUAGUCCUACACGUAUUCAUUUAGUCCAAGCACCCCCAUCACCAACACCAACUGUCCCACGCGUUCCACUUCUAGGUCGUCACUAUGGUGCUCACUCUCAAGUAGACUAUAUGCAUUGCCUGGUGCCAGACAUCCUUCAGAUCACCAAGUGCAGCUUCUACUGGGGAGUCAUGGACCGUUAUCAAGCUGAAAAGCUGCUGGAGAACAAACCUGAAGGGACAUUUCUACUUCGUGAUAGUGCACAGGAGGAAUUCCUGUUCUCAGUAAGCUUUAGGCGAUAUGGACGGUCCCUCCAUGCUAGAAUUGAACAAUGGAAUCACAAAUUCAGUUUUGAUUCUCAUGACCCUGGUGUGUUUGCUUCUGAUACAGUUUGUGGUCUUAUUGAACACUACAAAGAUCCAAGCUGCUGUAUGUUCUUUGAGCCCAUGCUAACUUCCCCUUUACACAGGAACUUCACAUUCUCACUCCAGCACAUGUGUCGGUCUAGCAUCUGUGACAAUACCACAUAUGAUGGAGUACAUGCCCUGCCCCUUCCCAGAUCUCUCAAAGAAUAUCUCAUGUACUACCAUUACAAACAAAAGGUUCGUGUGCGUCGGUUUGAUAUGGCGUCUUAGCCAAUGUUUACCAGGACAGCAAGUGGGUGAAAAGAUCACACUUGAUAUUCAAUAUUUGAACUAUUUUUAAGUUAUUUGUCCAUAUGUGUUUAUAUACUCUAUUUUUCUUUAAAAGUGGAAACCAUAUGCUAUGAACGUUUUUGCAGUUUCCACAAUCUCUGUAUCAGCAUGACUGUAGGCAUAUUAACUUUGCCAUAUGAAACAAUAAAACGAAUAUUUCAGCAACAUUGCCAACACAGAAAAUUUCUAUACCACUGUUAGACUAACCAUUGUACAUACCAGGUAAUAUUAAGGGUUUUCCAUGAAAGCCGGUCGCCGGCCAAUUUGACCGGCUACUUUGAUCAUUUGGCCACCUACACCAAUCCCGUUCUGUAAUAAUGUUCCGUACACGACUACACGUGCAUGGCAGGCCAGCCUCCUACUUUCACUACACAGCUUACUACUAACAAAAUUAUGGAAAACCCUGAAUAUUUGAAAAUCCUACUGCACAUGUACAUGUAUAUUGUUGGUUUGUUUACCUUGUGAUAUAUUCUGUAAACCAUUAAAUGCAAUAGGAAUCUCUUUAGAAAGUUGACAUAUGUGUACUUCAUUCUUUUUAUGCUAAUAUCUGUAAAUUAUCAGAGGUUGUAUGUCUAUAUAUAUGCCAGUAUUAGUUGUAUAGCAAAAUGGACCCUGGUUUUUUUAAUGUUCCUAAAAUUCCAAAGAACAGUACAUACAUAAUUACAACUUCAAAAACACAAUUGUAAUGAAAAAUGUUUGAUAAAUAUAUCAGGUCCUGAUUAAAUGAGGGAAUACUGGUGAAUAUGGGAUUUGGGUUUUCUCAGAAAUUUAAGGGUUAUGAUUGGGAUAGGUUCUGACAAAAAAAACUUUAACUUUUGAUUGGUUCAAGACUUGACCUUUGAUCUUGACCAAUCACCAGACUGAUAUCUGAAACUUGAGGAUUAAAUAACCCUAUAUGUAAUUUGGUACAUCUGUUCAAUUUUAAUUACUUUAUCACAUAGAUCAAAAAUUUGUAUGUAACUGGUACUAGCUUUUGUAAUAGUUCCAAGAACUAGAAGCUUGUGCCGUAUAUACACAGCAUUUCUGAUUCUGCAAGAGCAUAUAUCCUACAGGUGCAAAAGAAGAUAAAGCACAGAGAACACCCAGAACCAAACUCUGAAAUUCUAAGAUAAAAAAUGAAGUUAAUACAGAAUUUUCUUAAGAAAUUGAUAACAUAUUUCAAUCUGAGGAAGUUGUAGGUUGACAUCAUCACUUAGAUAUUGGCAUUUAAGAUAAUGGCUUGGUUCUAUCAACUUUCACUUGGUAGCAAGAUUAAAAUUGUUUUAUUGUAUUAAUAAUUUUUUUUUCUCUUUGUAAGUUUUCAAUUUUUGUGGUUGAAAUAGCAUUUUACAUUGGUAUGUACAUGUUUGAUUACGAGUGUCUGUGGGGGUUAAUAGAAAUACUCAAUGUAAUCACAAAUGUAAUGUCAUUACCAAACAAAGCAAACUUGGGCAAUAGUAAUGGAUUUUAUUUUGCAAAAAGUCACUGAUAGCCGUUUUUGAACUCCAAAAUGUGAAUGGGAGAAUAGUAAAUGUGUGUUACAUGAAACAAAUUACUUGUAGGUGUUAACUUUGGAUCAGACACCUGAGAUAUCUUCAGGAUUUUAAUAUUGCAGUAACAAAGAAAAUAAAUUGUUGUAAUAUAAAUUUUGAUUAACCCUGGUGUGUUUGCUUCUGAUAAACUUUGUAGUCUUAUUGAACACUGCAUAGAUCCAAGCUGCUGUAUGUUCUUUGAGCCCAUGCUAACUUCCCCUUUACACAGGAACUUCACAUUCUCACUCCAGCACAUGUUGGUCUAGCAUCUGUGACAAUACCACAUAUGAUGGAGUACAUGCCCUGCCCCUUCCCAGAUCUCUCAAAGAAUAUCUUGCGUAUCGUUCACUGAAUUAAUGUCUUAAAAUGUGCUUGACAUUUGCAUGGUUUAUGCUGAAAUUAACUGGUGUGUGUAAACAUUAUAUUUGAUGUAAUCAGUUUAGCCGACAGUAAUUUCUGAUUCACUGGCAACACAUCACUUUUUGUGUAAAUUCUGGAAACCAUGUAAGGAAAAUGUCCUGAAAUAAGUUGGCCAUAUCAGGCUUAGCAGCUUUGAUAUCUGAUUUUAUGAUUUAUUUCAAUGCUGAUGUGACUGUUACAGGGUAUGUGCACAUAUAUAUUACUGUUGACUAUAAAUCACUUUUAUUGUAAUACUUAACACUGGGUUGUUCAUUAGUUUUUGUCUGGUGCUGUCUCUGUCUCUGUCUUUUUAUCCUCUGCAUUUAAGAAACGUCUGCUUGGCUAUUUUCACAAAGAAUUGGUUUGCAAUCUCAGAUUUGAAGAUACAUUGUUACACAUGUAUUCAUUGUUACACUUCAUACAUUGGUGUACAUUUGUGAUCUGAUCAAUCUGAAAAAAACUCUUACCUAUGGUUUGAUUACUGAUUUGUAUUUGCUUAAUAAAUUGAUCUUCAGUGAUAUUUUAAAAUGAUGAUAAAAAUUGUCAACACAGUUACUUGUAAGUUAUAUAGGUUAGUAAAUGUAUGUAUCUAAAAUGCAUGAAAAAAUUGGCUAUGAUUUUACAUGUAUAUAGAAAUGGCCUGAGGAAUAAGCCAGUUAAGACAAAGUGCAUGAUUUACAACAUUUGGCUCUCAUGUUGAUUGUUAUAAUGUAGAUAUAUUAUUUAUUACCAUACAGCAAACUUAAUUAUUGAUAGACACUUACAAUUUUGUUGGUGGUGCAAUACAUUGGUGCUUUUGAAUAUGGUCUGAUCAAGGUUCUUUAUUUGUGCAAUAUCAUGUGAAAUGUAUGUGGUGAGCUGCCAUAUUUGUUGAAAAUAUGAUAAAUAUAUAUAUAUAUAUGUUAUAUCAGCUGAUGUCACCAUAGUUCAAGCACUACAUUGUAUGGUUGUACCUUGUUCACAAAACUGUUACUGUAGCUGUCUGCAGGUAGCUAUUUUCUCUUUAUGUUAAAAAAUAAAUAUUUCAUUUGAAAGAAAAAAAUAAUCUAUGUUACUCCUCUCAAAAAUGCCAUCUACAGGAUCAUGACACUCAUUUAACUUAUUUGACUAAAAAUAUUUAAAAUUCGAUAUUGAUAUUGAGCUAUUCAGAUCCAAAAACAAAUGACAAAAAUGUACAUUUUGACAAAACAAGUACUUAGAAGGCUUAUUCAGAAAUCCACUUGCCAUACUAGCCAUACCUAUACAUGCUGUCCAUGUAUAUGUAUGACAAGGUUGCAAUGCUGAAAUUUUCCAAAUUGUGAUAAAACAAUGAAAUAAUCAAAAGAAAUUAUGGGUGCAACUGAUGAAUUUUUGUUACGCUUAACAACAAACAUUGAAAUAUUGUUUCAAGUUCAACUAGGAUUCCUAUGAUUUAAGUUAGGAAGUCAGUGUGAUGAAAUUGCAUGAAUAUAGAUUAUUGAACACUAUUUAUUUCAAAAUGGAUACCCUUUGAGUGAAUCAUAGCAAUACUGUUCUCGAAGAGGAACAUCAUGUUUAAGCUGGUUGUUUAAUGAUUCAAAUGCCAAGCAUUUGUGCAUGUUGAUCCUUUUUAAUCCAUUUGUUAUUUAUGUCUUAAAUGUGUAUUUAUCUCUAAGAACAAAUUGUUGUACAUGUUGAUGAAAAUAUUAAAUAUCAGCAAUGACAAAAAUAUACAA